Messenger RNA from Nicotiana tabacum (common tobacco), 1367 nucleotides. RefSeq lists its product as uncharacterized. The record is from RefSeq and is a predicted model, not a curated record. Gene Ontology annotation, molecular function: protein binding. NCBI's taxonomy places the organism in Eukaryota, Viridiplantae, Streptophyta, Magnoliopsida, Solanales, Solanaceae.
CCGGCGCCGUGUCCUAAUUCCUAAACCAAGAAAAAUAACGUAUCCAACGAAAAUCCGCAGUCUUUCCCUCUGCUUCAAAGUCUUAUUAAACACACACACACACAGAGAGAGAACGCAGCCAUCAAAACGUUGCAUAGCAGUGCAAGGGUUACUUUGCAAAAAAAUUUGUUCUUCUUCCAACCGACCAAAAAUUGUGUACCAGCAACGCAGUAAUAAUCGAAUAAUUUUAAGGGUGUGGUGGACGAAUGGAUAUUGAUCCCCGACAAUACGAACACAUUUAACAGGUACUCGGUGGAAUAGUCGAGGUGCGUGUAAGCUGGUUCGGACACUACCAUCAUAAAAGAAAGAUGACGCAAAAAAGCUGUCAAUGAUGGUGAUGUUCACAACAUUGUCAUGUCAUACCUUGAGCAUAAUUGCUUCACAGACACGUUGGAAUCAUUUAAUGCCUCCACUGGCAUGAAGCAGAAUGCAAAUCAUCUGGAGGAUAUGGAGAAGAGAAAAAGGAUUUAUCAUUUGGCACUAGAGGGGAAUGUACUGAAGGCCAUUGAACUUACAGAGCAGCUCGCUCCUGACUUAUUGGAAAAAAAUAAGGAUCUGCAUUUUGAUCUCUUGAGCCUUCAUUUUGUUGGACUUGUCUGCUCAAGAAAAUGCACAGAAGCUCUGGAAUUUGCACAGAGGAAGUUGGCUCCUUUUGGAAAGGUGCAGAAAUAUGUUGAAAAACUUGAAGACUUCAUGGCUUUAUUAGCUUACAAUGAGCCAGAAAAGUCGCCCAUGUUUCAUCUAUUAAGCUUGGAGUACAGGCAGCAAGUUUCCGAUAGUUUGAAUAGAGCAAUACUUGCAAAUUCCAACCUCCCCAGCUAUUCUGCAGUCGAAAGGUUGAUACAGCAGACAACUGUUGUAAGACAAUGCUUAAGUCAAGAAUCCACUAAGGAAGGGCAUCCACCAUUUUCUUUGAAAGACUUUAUGAAGAGCUAGGUGAGCCAAUUUUGGAACAUGUUUCCACCACUCACAGGAGCAAUUACUGCAUCUUGAAUUCCACUGGCAGCUAGAUUCGCAUUGUCUACUUUCAGAAAGCAAAAAACGGAACGGCGGAUCAUGGAUUCUAUGACGUUUUUAAGACCUCGCGAGUCAGCCUUAGGGCAACUGUGAGACAUUAAGUUUUACUAAAUACCACGAUACCAGUUACGCCAUUUGUUUAUAUUUACUUAAAAGGUCAUAAGUGAAUGUGUUAGUCAAAUUCUCUGUUCAAAUGAAAAUUCUUAUGCUCUCGACAUUAGAAGAAGAUUAGAUCAGGGAGAAAAUGUCUUUGAUCAAAUAGAAGGAUAGCUGUAUGUCUUUAGUGACUUCUUUUAGCCAUUCCUUCUUUA